AUGACCGGGCAGCUUUCUGGUUUUACUAUUCAUGUCAAAGAGGUUGCUUCUGUGCGUGAGUCCAUGCAUUCUCUCAUCCACAGAGAAAGACUGCUCUGGGAGGAGAUGGAAGGAGAGCACAAACACUGUCUGAAGACCCCCCCUAUCAUAGAUUUUGGAAAGAUAAUCAUUUACACAAAUAACCUGAAAAUCAUUCGAACCCCAAUGGAAAAGAGGGACUUCAUGAAGAAAAUUCUCCAGAAGGGAGAGGAGGCUGACGGAGAGUCUCUGAUGAGCAAGGAAGAAGGCUAUGGAGACAGAGACCAGAAUGAUGGGUCUUUGGUGGAGGCAGAAGGCGCGCUCCCCCCUGGUCGGUACACACAGGAUGGGGAGCUUCCUGAGGACAACUGUUUCCACUGUCGAGGGUCCGGCAGUGCUACCUGCUCUCUGUGCCAUGGCAGCAAGUUCUCAAUGCUGGCUAACAGAUUUAAGGAGUCCUACCGGGCCCUGAGGUGUCCUGCCUGCAACGAAAAUGGCCUGCAACCUUGUCAGAUUUGCAAUCAAUAGCUGUGGUUCUUCCAUGUCCACUUUUAUUGCACCCUUCCUAAUAUUUUUUCUAAUAAACUGUCCCCUCCUCUCUGCUCUCUUAGCAAGGAAGUCAAUGCAAUUGCAGUUGCUUCCACUGCUAGCAAAACUCAGUUAUUGGAUGACAUUUCAUGAGGCUGGAAACAUCUCCAUGUAGGUCUAAGUAGCAGGGGCAUUUUCUAAUUAGUCAGAUUUGAGACUGGUUCUAAAAUGAUCUUCCCAGAAAUGUGUGCAUAUAUCUCAUUUUAUAUAGCUGAGUUUUCUCCUUGCACCAGUGAACAAAUAAAUGUACACUUCAGGCAGCAGGUUAAAGUCAUUUUCUGGUAGGGAGUUAUUUUGCAAAAUUAUUCAAAGAGAAAGGAAUAAAAAGAUUUCUGAUGAACUGAAUUCCUGUUACUUAUGGUGCAUCUGAAAUUGUCGUUGGUCAAAUUGAAUUUUUAAUUAAGCAGAAGAGGGAAGGGACAGCUAAUGGUGAAUACUCUGGCAGGCCACAACAAGCAAAAACAGUGUGCUCAUUCUGGAGAGAGGCAAGCUGAGCAGACCCUUCCUUCCUUCCAAGUCUCUUCUGAGUGCUGCUCUUGGGUAACAUCCAUGCAGGCUGAGAACAGUACCAGUUCCUUAGGUCAAGAUGAGCUAAGACAAUGUUGCCUGCCUCUAACAGUUGAGGUUACAAGCCAAGUCAAAGGCACUUAUAAAUUUGGUGCUCGAGUAUGUGUGUAUGAUGAGACUUCUUCCAGUCUCUGAAUGAUUACCAAAUAAACAAAUCUGUUGUAAGCAUGAUAAUUUAGCCACAAUUUCUUUGUAAAGGACUGCAGAUAUGUUACAGGUAUCUACUGGAAACUUCUGAGAGAGAAACUAACCAAUGCUGAUUUUUAGCAGUUACAAUUCUACUGUUUAUGGAUGCACUUAGUAAGGAUGAUUCUUUCCUCUCAAAGUUGGUCAGAAAAAUUUAAAAAACACUUUUGUUAAUAAACUUUUGUAUCUCUAACACCCACUCCCAUAUCCCUUGAGAAUAAUAUUGCAAAAUCUGUUAUCUCCCAUGCCCUUGUGAAUAGCACUGUAAAAGCUGUUGCCUAUUGAGGCUUGUUGCUUUUCUAGGAUAAUGAUUUUGAUUUCAUAACUCAAUGAUUUUUCAAUAUUUGUUUAUUAUUCUCUAAUAGUCAGCUGCUAAAAUAAUA
Messenger RNA from Octodon degus (degu), 1742 nucleotides. RefSeq names its product glutaredoxin and cysteine rich domain containing 2 (gene Grxcr2). The record is from RefSeq and is a predicted model, not a curated record. The coding region runs from base 1 to 546 and encodes 181 amino acids. NCBI's taxonomy places the organism in Eukaryota, Metazoa, Chordata, Mammalia, Rodentia, Octodontidae. The transcript has 4 exons. Gene Ontology annotation, cellular component: stereocilium shaft; stereocilium base; microvillus. Gene Ontology annotation, biological process: sensory perception of sound.